Messenger RNA from Amphimedon queenslandica, 2832 nucleotides. Its product is annotated as ankyrin-3-like. The record is from RefSeq and is a predicted model, not a curated record. The transcript is spliced from 5 exons. Lineage: Eukaryota; Metazoa; Porifera; Demospongiae; Haplosclerida; Niphatidae. Bases 1 to 2832 code for a protein of 943 amino acids. Gene Ontology annotation, molecular function: protein binding.
AUGAAGCAAUUGCCAGAAAGUGAAUUAAAAAAGCUACAUGAUUCUCCUAUUGAUAUUUAUGAUCCUCUCUGGUAUGAGAAUACUAGCACCCCAUUGAAUGAAGCAUGUUGGAGAGGAUCAAAAGAUGAAGUACAACGAUUGAUUGAUAAGACUGGCCUUCAGGAAAGAGGUAGAAAUGGAUGGAGUCCACCAUUAGCUGCUUCAUAUGGGGGCCACAUUGAUGUCCUCUGUCUCCUCAUUGAUGUUUAUCAUUGCGAUCCUUCACAAGGUGAUGAUGAUAGUGUUAUUAGUUUACACAUGGCCUCAUAUAGAGGCCAUCUCAAUAUUGUGCAGCAUCUAGUUAAUGAAUGUCACGUUGAUCCAGACAUAGCAGAUAGCUCUGGCAACACAGGAUUGCUUUACUCAGCACUGGGUGGUCAUGUUGACCUCGUGAUUAUGUUUUUAAAGAAAAAGUGUAAUGUGUCUCAGGUCAACAGAGAAGGAUCCACUUUAUCAUUAUUAGCAUGUAAGAGUGGACAGGUAGCAUUAGUUUAUGAGCUUAAGCAGUUUGGUAUUUUUUUAGAAGAUGACAUAGAUUUUAAAGGAUGUGGAAUAGUACAUUAUUGUGCUAUGAAUGAUAAAGUAGAGCUUCUAGAGUAUCUUUAUGAUAAUUAUAAAAGUGAAUUAUUUCAAAAAAGAAAUCGUUUUGGUGCAACUCCACUCCACAUAGCAUGCCAGUAUGCUUCAUCAGGUUUCAUUAUGAACAUGGUUAAUAUUUUUGGAUAUAAAGUAUUACUAGAAGCUGAUUAUAGUGGUCGCUCUUCUCUUCAUUACUUAUGCAGUGGAUUAGUUGAUAAAUACUGCAUUACAGAAGUGUAUAAUAAACUCACUGCACCAUGUGAUAUACCUUUACUAAUGCAAAUGCCUACAUUUAAUGUCUAUUACAAAGAAGACUGGCUUAAAUACAUAUCAUUAAAUAUAAAUGUUACUAAACAACAUAAAAGAGUGAGCCUUUUGUCCACACUCCUCAAGAAGACAAGUAUUAUUGAUAAUUUUAAUAUAAAUUCUGUUACUGCUACUGGUCGAUCUAUGGUUCAUUUAGCAUGUACUAGUGGUAGUAUAGUAUUAGUGAAAGUAUUAGAGGAGUAUGGUAUUAAUACAAGUUCAUUAGAUUAUGAAGGUCGGUCUGCCUUACAUUAUGCAGUUAUACUAACACCUCUUCAUUAUUCAUGUCAUCAUGGUAACGUUGAUCUCACUCAAUAUCUCAUAGAAGUACAAGACAGUGACAUUAACAUAACAGAUAAUAAGAAAUGGAAUGCAUUGACUCAUAGUGCUGAGAGUGGUAACAUGAAGCUGGUCAAAUACUUCAUUAAUAAUUAUCAGUUGCCUCUCACAUCAUUGGAAUUACUUCAAGCAGUGGCUAGUACUAAACUAUCAUUAAUUAAAUUAUUAGUUAUUGAAUAUAAACUAGAUCCUCAAGUUAAAGAUGGUGACGGUAUGCAAUUAGUUCAUUUUGCAGCUGAAGUUGGUGCUAUCGAUGUCUUACAGUAUUUAGUAAAAGAGUGUGGAUGUGAUUUGGAUAGAGUAGGUGGAACAAGCAAGAGUAAUGUGUUUCAUUAUUCUACAGCUAAUGGCCAUUUUUUAUUUAUUAAAUUUAUUAUUAAUAAUUAUCCACAGUAUACUAGUCUGAUGCAUUCUACUAAUGAUAAUGAUGCUCUACCAAUUCAUUUAGCCUGUGUAAGUGGUGUAUUACAACUAGUGACAUUUCUAAUUGAUGUAAUGAAAUGUGGUGAUGUCACUACUGAAGAUAAGAGGGGGUUAACUUGUGUCACAAGGGCAUGUGCCUCUGGUAAUUUUGUUUCUUUUAAAUUAUUAAUAAAACAAUACAACCUUAAUCCUAGAAUCUUUAGCAGAACAUCAUCACCAGCAGCUGCAGUGUUGUAUGGACAUGUUCAUAUACUAGAAUGGCUCAAACAAGAGUAUCUUAUUGAUGUAGUCUCAUUUAAGAAUGGUUUAUUACCUUAUCAUGCUGCACAGCAAAACAAAUUGUAUUGUUUAGAGCAUUUAUUAAACAAUUAUUUCUUUGAUAUUAAUGCCACCUAUUCCUAUGAUGAUACUCAAUCUACGCUCAUUCACAAAGCAUGUCAAAAAGGACAUGUUGCUAUAGUUCUUUACCUCACUAGUCUUCCUCAGUGUGACGAAGGAUUGCUUCAUGGAGCUGCUGAGAGUGGUAAUAAGGAUCUAAUCCAAUUCCUAGUGGAAUCACACGGUCUUGAUCCAGAGUCAGAAGAUAAAGAUGGAGUGACAUGUCUACACAUACUAGCAAAGCAAGGAGAUGAAGAGAUAUACGAGCAUCUUGUACCUCAUGUUUGGAAUAAUCCAACUCCUAAGGAUAAAGCUGGUCGAUCUCCACUUCAUUAUGCUGGCAGACAUUAUGAGAUGUCAGUGUAUCUGAUUCAAUCUUUUAAUAUUCAUCCUGAAGACAAAGACAUUAAUGGAUUCACUGGUGUUCAUGCUGCCUGUCAAGCUGGUAACAUUCAACUUGUAUCACAUUACUUAACUAAUUUAAAAUGUGACAAGAAUAUUCUAACAAACAGCUCCAAAGGAUUAUUAUAUUUUGCUUGUAGAAGUGGUAACUUGGAGUUGGUUCAUAUUUUAAUAGAUAAAUUUGAUUUGGUUCCUGUUCAAGAAGAUAUUGAUGGUGCUAGGUCAGUCAAUGCUGAAUCUAUUGUUAAAUUUCUUGAGGCUAGAAUUAGUUUAUCAAAAUUAGUUCAUGAAUUUGUCAAAGAGGCAGAGAAAAGACAGCUAGUACCAACAGCUACUAAACCUCAUCCUUCAUUUUUAUCUUCUUAA